Molecule: messenger RNA, 1701 nt
Organism: Arachis ipaensis
Lineage: Eukaryota; Viridiplantae; Streptophyta; Magnoliopsida; Fabales; Fabaceae
Source: RefSeq, a predicted model, not a curated record
CACUACUCUUCAUUCAAUCCAUUGGUCUGUACAAAUUCCAAAACUGUGUAUUUGGGAGAUACAUAAUUAAUAAUGAAUAGAAUUACGGGGUGGUUUGGGGCACUGUGAGCUGAAAACUAGAAGCAUCAUAAAUCAGGGAAAGGAAGUUUUUUCUUUCUUUCUUUGUUGGAUAGGAUGUGCUUAUAGGUUUUUUGCUUUGUAGGUUCCUAUAAUAAAGCACUACCAGCAGUUGACUUCGACUGUUUAAAAUCACGAUAUGUUUUUACUCAAAUGCGGAUUCUUUGUUUUUUAUGCAUAAGGGGCUUCAGCAAGCCCGUGCUCCGGUUUAUGAUGUGCCCUCUGCCAUUGACAUUCUCUUAACGGGGAGUUACCAGCGGUUGCCUAAAUGUAUAGAGGAUGUUGGUACUCAGUAAGUAUACCUUGAAUGAAGAACAGCAAAAGCCUGAGUUUGUGCGUUCGAAAUUUCUAUGAUACGGCAUUGAUUAAGGUGGAUAGAGAGUUUAAGGUUUUAGUGACUCUUGGUUACAGGAACACUUGUCAUGUGGAGGAUAUUACAUUUGGAGCUGCUUGUUGGUGAGAAGAAUAAACCUAUCAAACUGAAAUUAAUGCGGCGCCAUGUUCUCGGGGAUGAUCUAGAGAGACGAAUGGCUGCGGCAGAAAAUCCAUUUUCAAUAUUGUACUCGUUCUUCACGAUCUAUGUGUUUCACUUGUCAUGGAUACUGUCAUCAGGCAAGUGCAAGCUCUUCGACAGGGAAGAUGGAAAGAUGCAAUUCGAUUUGAGCUCAUAUCCGAGGGUGGAAUGGGUCAUGGGAAUCUGAUUCAUCCGGUCCUCGAACUGCUGGUUUAAAAAUCACAUACUGGCUGGAGUUCGAUAAAAUGCUGCAUGUCUGACUCAGGUGCAUGCCCAUUCAUAAAAAAUUGAGCCUGGGCCAGAUCUUCAGAUAAAAUGCAUACACAGCAAUUUUGUCAUAGAUCCACUAACAGGAAAGAGGCAGAGUUUUUCUUGGACCAAAGUUGUAUUGAUGUUGAGAGGUUGCUGUUAAGAGCUAUUAGCUGCAACCCGUGUACUAGUCUACUGGAAAUUAAAAGAGAACUGGGAAAAAAUAACCAAGUCUGUCGAGCAGCAGAUGAUGUUGUACUCCAGUCUCACUUGGGUGGACCUGAUGUUGAAUAUAAACAGAAGGAUGAUAAAUGCUUCAGGAAGGAAUCUGAAGGGUAUGAGGUGUUGCGUGUGCAUGCCUAUGCCUCAUGUUUUUUUACUCUUGGAGUUAAUAUCAGAAAUGGCCGUUUCCUUCUUCAAUCAUCGCAAAACAUAGUUGCUUCUUCAGCAUUGUUAGAAUGUGAAGAAGCUUUGAAUCAGGGAUCUAUGACUGCAGCUGAUGUAUUUGUAAGCUUGAGAAGCAAAAGUUUAUUGCACUUGUUUGCAUCUAUCGGAAGAGUCUUAGGGCUAGAGGUAUAUUUCCCUGUUUUCAUUCCUUUUAUUGUUAAAAGAAAAAGACAAAUUCCCAAACUAUUUUGGACUGAAUUUAAGUUGGUUAUUCAGAAAUGACUUACCUAAUUAUGGCGUUUCCAGACUGUGGGAGCUCUUAUUUCCUGAUGAUGGAACUUGAUAAGGAUUUUAAACCUUUGUUUAAGCUGUUAGAGACUCAGCCAGAUUCUUCUGGAAAAGAUACUUUAUUUGGUGUCCUUAAUCAGGUGCUG